Metarhizium brunneum ARSEF 3297 is the source of this 1596-nucleotide messenger RNA. NCBI's taxonomy places the organism in Eukaryota, Fungi, Ascomycota, Sordariomycetes, Hypocreales, Clavicipitaceae. The record is from RefSeq and is a predicted model, not a curated record.
AUGGGUUUUGCAAAGAUCCUACGCGGGAUCGUGCGUAAUGAUGCGAUGCGCACUGAUCCCGACCAAAUUUACAAUGCCAAAGUCUUAGCUCUGGUCUGCUCUGCCUGCUUUGGUGGCAUGCUCUUUGGUUGGGAUACCGGUGCCAUCGGCGGCGUUCUGACCAUGGACGAGACACGCGAAAGGUUUGGAUACCUGCAUAGAUCAAAAACCGACAAGUCCAACUUGGACCAAAAUAUCGUUUCAACGCUGCAGGCUGGUUGCUUUGCAGCUUGUCUUGUGACGUCCUGGUUCGCCGAUAGAUUUGGUCGUCGCUGGAGUCUCAUUGGAGCUGGUGUCAUCACCGUCAUUGGAGUCGUCUUCCAGGCUGCAUCUGCCAUAGAUGGCACCUUGGCAGUUAUGUACGUCGGAAGGUUCAUCGCAGGGCUCGGUGUUGGUGCUGCGUCGACCUUGACCCCGCUCUAUGUAUCGGAAUGUGUUCCUCGAGCAAUUCGUGGUGGGUUGACUGCCUUUUACCAACUCUUCAUCGUCCUCGGCAUCAUGAUUGCCUUCUGGGUCAACUAUGGCUGCCUGCUGCAUGUGUCGGCACCAGCAGUCUUCAUUGUCCCCUUGGCCCUGCAAGCCCUACCCGCAUUUUUUCUGAUUACCGGCAUGCUUAUUUCUCCAGAGAGCCCUCGAUGGACAGCUCGAAAAGACAAAUGGGAAGAGACUUCCCAAAUUUUGGUCCGACUGCGAGGACUUCCCGCCGACUCGGAAUACGUCUCUGGGGAAAUUCAAGAAAUGGUAGAUCAACUCGAGAAUGAGCGCCGUGUGAUGGGCGAUUCCAGUUUUAAGAGUUUGAUGAAAGAGAUGUGGCUCGUCCCUGCCAACCGACGGCGCGCCGUGAUCUCCAUUGUCCUUAUGAUAUGCCAGCAGCUCACCGGUGUGAAUGCCAUUAAUUAUUACGCCCCUCAAAUUUUCACGAACCUUGGAAUGAAUGGGACGGAUUCGUCACUUUUUGCAACGGGGGUCUACGGCAUCGUGAAGACUGUAGCCGUUUGUUUAUUCCUACUCUUCAUUGCGGACUCAUUGGGCCGACGGAAGAGCUUGUUGUGGACCAGCCCAAUGCUGGUCAUCGUGCUGUUCAUCAUUGGUAUCUAUGGGCGCGUGCAGCCUCCUGUUACCGGAGAGCCCGUCACUGCGUUUGGAUAUGUUGCUAUGGCGUGCAUUUACCUCUGGGCAGCACACAGCAUCUUUCAGUUUGGCUGGGGGCCGGCUUGCUGGAUCCUGGUUAGCGAGAUCCCUACUGCGAGAUUACGUGCCGCGAACGUCGCCAUUGGUGCUGGUACCCAAUGGCUCUUCAACUUUAUCAUGGCUCGAACCGUCCUUACCAUGCAAAACACCAUGGGCUACAAGGGUUAUGGUAUGUUUUUCAUGUUUGGUAGUUUUGAUAUUCUCAUGGGGCUGUUUGUGUUCUUCUUCGUUCCCGAGACUAAAGGUCUCAGCCUGGAGAAAAUGGAUGAGCUCUUUGGCAUGAAUGAAACCGCGAAGAAGCUAGAUGCAGAGCCGGAAACCGGACGACCUGUUAGCGUGCACGAAGAUCGAGUCACAAAGACAUAG